AUGUGCUUCGGGAAGGGGAAUCAAAGCACCAAAGAUGAGCAGCCGGAGGUGAAGCGGAGCAGAGACAUUGAAAAGCAGUUAAAAGAGGAUGAGCGAAGGAUGGCGCGUGAGGUAAAGGUGCUGCUUCUUGGUGCGGGUGAAUCGGGCAAGUCAACGGUGCUCAAGCAAAUGCGCCUCAUCUACAACAAGGGCUUCUCCUUUCAAGAACGCAAACAGUGGAAGGUGACCAUCUUCACCAACCUCGUCCACGCCUUCCAGGUCACCUUCGGCGCAAUGGAAGAGCAAGAUGUCGACUUUGCCGAUGCCGAGAACAUUAGAUGGGCGGAAGUGGUGGCUGCCGAUCCAGAGAUAGGACCGGAUGAUAUGAUGCUGCACGACUGCUGCAAAGCAUUCAAGAGUUUGUGGGGAGAUGCCGGCGUGCAGCUCGCUAUCAGAAAGGGAAACGAGUACGCGCUGCAUGACAACCUGACCUACUAUUUCAACGACGUCGACCGACUGUUUUCCAAAGACUACCUUCCGACCGACCAAGACAUCUUGCGCGCCCGCCGACGCACGACCGGUAUCAACGAGACCGUGUUCGAGACGGGCAGCCGAUCCUUCCGUAUGUUCGACGUCGGUGGACAGCGGUCAGAGCGGAAGAAGUGGUUGCAUGUCUUUGACAAUGUGAAUGUCGUCAUGUUUCUCGUGGCCGUCAGCGGAUACGAUCAUGUACUGGUGGAGGAUCGCAAUGGUAACCAAAUGUCGGAGGCGCUCAUGUUGUUUGAAAACAUCGCCAACAGCCGCUACUUUGAGCGCUCCGCCAUCAUCCUCUUUCUCAACAAGAUGGACAUCUUCCGCGAGAAGAUUACGGCCGGUACUGCACCCAUCUCCGACUACUUCCCGGACUACACCGGGGGUGCUCGAAACGUCGAGGAAGCGGCGGCAUACUUUGCACGCAAGUUCCGCAGCCUGGUGAAGGGGUCGAAGGAGGUGUACGUGCACUACACCAACGCCACCGACACCACCCUACUCGACCGGACGAUGAAGAGCGUGCAGGACAUGAUUGUGCAGCGCAACCUCAAUCAAUUGAUGCUGUGA
Molecule: messenger RNA, 1077 nt
Organism: Neohortaea acidophila
Lineage: Eukaryota; Fungi; Ascomycota; Dothideomycetes; Mycosphaerellales; Teratosphaeriaceae
Product: G-protein alpha subunit
Exons: 5
Coding region: 1-1077 (358 amino acids)
Biological process (GO): G protein-coupled receptor signaling pathway
Cellular component (GO): heterotrimeric G-protein complex
Molecular function (GO): G-protein beta/gamma-subunit complex binding; GTPase activity; G protein-coupled receptor binding
Source: RefSeq, a predicted model, not a curated record